Molecule: messenger RNA, 721 nt
Organism: Triplophysa rosa
Lineage: Eukaryota; Metazoa; Chordata; Actinopteri; Cypriniformes; Nemacheilidae
Product: gamma-crystallin M2-like
Exons: 4
Coding region: 1-720 (239 amino acids)
Biological process (GO): lens development in camera-type eye; visual perception
Molecular function (GO): structural constituent of eye lens
Source: RefSeq, a predicted model, not a curated record
AUGAGUUGCCUUAAUGCCUCCAAAGAAGCGGUCAUGCCAAACCUGCGGAGAAAUGAGAAACAUCUCUUGAGAGACCAUGAGCGCUCAGCUGCCUACUCAGCUGAACUCAACAGGCUCGUGAAGGAAGGGUAUGUAGUCAAGCUGAAUCCUGAUGAGUUACUGAAGAGCAACGAAACAUCGACUGGUCUACAACUGCUCCUUCGAGUCACCUUCUAUGAGGAGAGAAACUUCCAGGGUCGCUCUUAUGAGUGUAUGGGCGACUGUGCUGACAUGUCCUCCUACCUGAGCCGCUGUCACUCCUGUAGAGUUGAGAGCGGAUGCUGGAUGAUGUACGAUCAUCCCAAUUACAUGGGAAACCAGUAUUUUUUUAAGAUGGGUGAUUACGCUGACUACAUGUCUAUGUUUGGAAUGAGCAACUGGAUCAGAUCCUGCCGUACGAUCCCCUUGUACAGGGGAUCCUACAAAAUGAGGAUCUAUGAGAGGGAGAACUUUGGAGGUCAGAUGUAUGAUAUGAUGGACGACUGUGACAGCAUCAUGGACCGCUACCGCAUGUCUCACUGCCAGUCCUGUCAUGUGAUGGACGGUCACUGGCUCAUGUAUGAGCAGCCCCACUACAGAGGAAAAAUGUGGUGGUUCAGACCUGGAGAGUACAGAAACUUUAGUAAUAUGGGUGGAAUGAGAUUCAUGAGCAUGAGGCGUAUCAUGGAUUCCUGGUACUAAU